AUGAACAAUUGUAAAGAUCGUAAUCUUACACUAGAUCUUACAUAUCUGAGUGCAAAAGUUAAACUACGUGAAAGUGUAACAGUUAAAAUUUGUCUAACUUCGCCGCCACAUCGAAUUGAUGGAAAUGUUACAAUGGUUCUUCAAUGGAAAGUAGAUGAAACAAUGUCGGAAUGUCGAGAUUAUCUAAGAUGGGAACCUAAACAAUUGUAUUUUAGUAUUGAUUACUUUCAUCAGCAUCAAACAAUGGUUGUGACUCGAAUGAAAGAUGGUUCGAAGACCAUUCUGAAUCCUAUUAUAAAUGGUGGUGGAUAUGAUAAAGUUCCAAUUUAUUCUUAUCGUCUUCUUUUUCAAUAA
Molecule: messenger RNA, 354 nt
Organism: Rotaria sp. Silwood2
Lineage: Eukaryota; Metazoa; Rotifera; Eurotatoria; Philodinida; Philodinidae
Source: the annotation of a GenBank genome assembly